This is a messenger RNA of Pipra filicauda (Wire-tailed manakin), 3691 nucleotides long. It is a transcript of the gene ACO1, whose product is annotated as aconitase 1. The transcript is spliced from 21 exons. Lineage: Eukaryota; Metazoa; Chordata; Aves; Passeriformes; Pipridae. Gene Ontology annotation, cellular component: cytosol; mitochondrion. The record is from RefSeq and is a predicted model, not a curated record. Gene Ontology annotation, biological process: citrate metabolic process; tricarboxylic acid cycle. The coding region runs from base 266 to 2935 and encodes 889 amino acids. Gene Ontology annotation, molecular function: 3 iron, 4 sulfur cluster binding; aconitate hydratase activity; 4 iron, 4 sulfur cluster binding.
GGCUGCGGGCAGGAAGGGGAAGCCCGCCCGCUCCGCGCCCCCGCCGUCCGGCUGACUGGCUGGCUGGCUGGCUGACUGGCUGCCCUCCCUCGCUUCCCGCCUCCCGCUCCGGCUGGCGGCCAUCCCGCCGCGGCUCCGGCCUUGGGGCGCGGGGCGGGGCCCGCGCGCCACCGCCCCUUCCCUGCCUGCGCCCGGCGGCCCCUGACGGCGAGCGGCGGCGGUCUGGUGCUCCUCGCUCCCGGGAUUCUAAGGGUCUUGAACAACCAUGAGCAACCCGUUUGUACAGAUUGUGGAGCCGCUGGACCCAAAACAGCCUCUGAAGAAGUUCUUUAAUCUGAGCAAAUUGGGAGAUGUGAGAUAUGCACGCCUGCCAUUUUCUAUUCGAAUCCUCUUGGAAGCAGCAAUCCGUAACUGUGAUGAGUUCCUAGUGAAGAAGGGAGAUGUUGAGAAUAUUCUCAACUGGAAAGAGGUGCAACACAAGAAUGUUGAAGUGCCAUUUAAGCCUGCAAGAGUUAUUCUGCAGGACUUCACCGGGGUGCCUGCCGUGGUUGACUUUGCUGCGAUGCGUGAUGCUGUGAAGAAACUUGGCGGGGACCCUGAAAAAAUCAAUCCUAUCUGUCCUGCUGAUCUAGUGAUAGAUCACUCCAUCCAGGUUGAUUUUAACAGGCAAUCAGACAGCUUGCAAAAAAAUCAGGACCUGGAAUUUGAAAGGAACAAAGAAAGAUUUGAAUUCUUAAAGUGGGGCUCUCAGGCUUUUAAAAACUUGAGGAUUAUUCCACCAGGCUCUGGGAUCAUCCACCAAGUGAACCUGGAGUACUUGGCUAGAGUGGUGAUGGAUCAGGAUGGCUACUACUAUCCAGACAGUGUGGUGGGCACUGACUCACACACCACCAUGAUAGAUGGCUUGGGAGUGCUUGGCUGGGGUGUGGGUGGCAUUGAAGCAGAAGCAGUGAUGUUGGGGCAGCCAAUCAGCAUGGUGCUUCCUGAGGUGGUUGGCUAUAAGCUGGUAGGAAACCCUCAGCCACUGGUAACAUCCACUGACAUUGUGCUCACCAUUACCAAGCACCUUCGCCAAGUUGGAGUCGUGGGUAAAUUCGUGGAGUUUUUUGGCCCUGGUGUAGCCCAGCUGUCAAUUGCUGACCGAGCCACCAUUGCCAAUAUGUGUCCAGAGUAUGGAGCAACAGCUGCCUAUUUCCCAGUGGAUGAUAUUAGCAUUGGGUACCUGAUACAGACUGGACGUGACAAAGAGAAGGUUAUGUGCACAAAAAAGUAUCUUGAGGCUGUGGGAAUGCUAAGAGAUUUCAAGAACUCCUCUCAGGAUCCGGACUUCACACAGGUUGUUGAGUUGGAUCUCCAUACUGUUGUGCCUUGCUGCAGUGGACCAAAAAGACCUCAGGACAAAGUUGCUGUGUCAGAUAUGAAGAAGGACUUUGAGACUUGUCUGGGAGCCAAGCAAGGAUUCAAGGGAUUCCAGAUUGCCCCAGACCGACACAACAGCAUAGUUAAACUUAAUUUUGAGGGCUGUGACUUCGAGCUUGCUCAUGGUUCAGUAGUGAUUGCUGCCAUUACAAGCUGUACAAACACCAGUAACCCCUCAGUUAUGUUGGGUGCAGGAUUGCUUGCUAAGAAGGCUGUUGAAGCUGGUUUGACAGUGAAGCCAUACAUUAAAACUAGCCUGUCCCCAGGAAGCGGGGUCGUCACUUACUAUCUGCGGGAGAGUGGAGUUAUGAGUUACCUUUCCCAACUAGGGUUUGAUGUGGUGGGUUAUGGCUGUAUGACGUGUAUUGGCAACAGUGGACCCCUACCAGAGUCUGUUGUUGAGGCCAUUACACAGGGUGACCUCGUUGCAGUGGGGGUGUUGUCUGGCAACAGGAAUUUCGAAGGGCGUGUCCAUCCCAACACCCGUGCUAAUUACCUGGCCUCCCCGCCACUGGUUAUAGCCUAUGCAAUUGCAGGGACCGUCCGGAUUGAUUUUGAGACAGAGCCUUUAGGAAUAAAUGCUUCGGGGAAGAAGAUUUUCCUGAAAGAUAUCUGGCCAACAAGAAACGAAAUUCAGGCUGUUGAGCGUCAGUUUGUUAUUCCUGGGAUGUUCAAGGAGGUCUACCAAAAAAUAGAGACAGUAAACAAAUCUUGGAAUGCCUUAGAUGCUCCUUCAGAUAAACUGUAUACUUGGAAUCCCAAGUCUACCUAUAUCAAGUCUCCUCCUUUCUUUGAUGGUCUGACUUUGGCUCUUCAGACCCCGAAAGCAAUAGAAGGUGCUUAUGUCCUGUUGAGUUUUGGGGAUUCUGUGACAACUGACCACAUAUCUCCAGCUGGGAACAUAGCCAGAAAUAGUCCUGCAGCCCGUUAUUUGACCAGCAGAGGCUUGACUCCUCGAGAGUUCAAUUCCUAUGGCUCCCGCAGAGGGAAUGAUGCUGUCAUGGCCAGAGGGACAUUUGCAAAUAUUCGCUUGGUCAACAAAUUUAUUGAUAAACAAGGACCUCAGACUAUCCAUUUCCCUUCUGGGGAAAUACUGGAUGUGUUUGAUGCUGCAGAAAGAUACAAGCAGGCUGGUCAUCCUCUGAUUGUGCUGGCUGGGAAGGAAUAUGGUGCAGGAAGUUCCAGAGACUGGGCAGCUAAAGGACCAUUCCUCUUGGGUGUCAAAGCUGUGCUUGCUGAAAGCUAUGAGAGAAUUCAUCGAAGCAACCUAGUAGGGAUGGGAGUGAUUCCUCUGCAGUAUUUACCUGGAGAGGAUGCAGGGACUUUAGGACUCACUGGACGGGAGCGUUACACGAUUAUCAUUCCCGAAAAACUAAAACCACAGAUGAACAUCCAGAUUAAGCUGGAUACUGGGAAAACCUUUCAGGCCAUCAUGAGAUUUGACACUGAUGUGGAGCUCACUUACUUCCACAACGGCGGCAUUCUGAACUACAUGAUCCGUAAAAUGGCAUCCUAAUUAAAAAAAAUUAAGCAAAAAGGUCCAGGUUCAAGCCUGCUUCCAGUGAGCGCAAUAAACCUGUAGUAAUCCUGCAUUUGAAAGUGUGAACCAUAAAGUGAACAAUUUUUUUUUGUGGAUUGUAUUAGAAGGCUUGUUUACAAUGAUGAAUUUUUCUGUGUAUUGGGAAACUGGUCAGGCCCAUAUAAAGUAAACAGCAUUUAUUAUUUGUUUUGUAUGGCAGUUGGCUUGACUUACCUUAGAAUACAGUGCAAAAGUCAUUAAGAUACUGCUGGCAUCUUUAGAACCAUUGGAGAUCAUGUGCUGAUUUCAUAUAUUCGGUCCAUUUAGUCUGACUCUGAAGUUAAGUUUUAUGCUCGCAUCAGUGAUCUAAAAGUUCACUGACAGUAUAAAACACUUUUAUUCCUUCCUGAUUACCUGAUACUGACUUGCUUUCUGAUUCAGUCAUCAGAAUCUGAAUCUAAUACUGAAAUUAUUUAGCUGUUUAUUAAUUUUAAAAAUGUGAACUCUGUUUAAAAUCUAAGCCUUUGUGGAAAGGUGGACUUAUUGGGGAUAUUUCUAAUGGAUAAAAUUAAAUUUAUUUUUAAGAAAUUUGGUGGUUUCUAUCAUUUUAUCCUUAGUACUGGGAUGCAGAACAAAACUUUGACUUUAAACUCUUCUCAUUGUCCCUGUAUGAACAGAGUCGUAUGAGUCUCGACUUCUCAUGUUUCAUUUUUGUUUCAUUAAAGAGUCUGCAUGAGACAGGAUGAAUACAAA